This is a messenger RNA of Austrofundulus limnaeus, 1047 nucleotides long. Its product is annotated as apoptosis-stimulating of p53 protein 2. NCBI's taxonomy places the organism in Eukaryota, Metazoa, Chordata, Actinopteri, Cyprinodontiformes, Rivulidae. Gene Ontology annotation, cellular component: nucleus. Gene Ontology annotation, biological process: regulation of apoptotic process. Gene Ontology annotation, molecular function: p53 binding. The record is from RefSeq and is a predicted model, not a curated record.
GUUGAUGAUCCCAGCAUGCCAAAUGAUGAAGGAAUCACAGCUCUGCACAACGCUGUCUGUGCUGGCCACACUGAGAUUGUGAAGUUUUUGGUUCAGUUUGGCGUCAAUGUGAACGCUGCUGACAGUGACGGCUGGACCCCCCUUCACUGCGCUGCAUCCUGCAACAACGUGCAGCUCUGUAAGUUCCUGGUGGAGUGUGGGGCGGCUGUUUUUGCCACCACAUACAGUGACAUGCAGACAGCUGCUGACAAGUGUGAGGAGAUGGAGGAGGGCUACGCUCAGUGCUCCCAGUUCCUUUAUGGUGUGCAGGAGAAGAUGGGGGUGAUGAACCGUGGCGUGGUCUACUCCCUGUGGGACUAUGAGCCUAAGAGGGAUGAUGAGCUUGGCUUUGCUGAGGGCGACUGCAUAACCGUACUGAGACGGGACGACGACUUGGAGACAGAAUGGUGGUGGGCACGCUGCGCCGACCAAGAGGGGUACAUCCCACGCAACCUGCUGGGGCUGUACCCGAGGAUCAAACCACGGCAGAGGAGCCUGGCCUGACGGGACGAGCUGCAGCUUCGUUACAACAUGGACGCACUCAGCAGUGUUUCCAGCCUCAGCACAAAGAAUGUCUGACAGAACUGCCAGAGUGCAGAGAUGGAAGAAAUCAUUCACAGGUUUUCUUUUCAACAGAACCAGCAGGUUUUUAAUAUUUACUGARCAUUUAAUGUCUCUUCUAACAGAACCUUUCUGGGCUCAAAACAACAGAAUGUAAAAACGUCUGCUCUUCUUACUGCUGUUUCCUGUAUUCGCUUUUGUUUGUGUUUUGUUAAAUGUUAGUGGAACACACAUGGGUACCAGCUGACUCACGACCCAGAAAGUAAAGAGCUGGAUGGAUCUCAGCGACAGGUGAUUGAUUUAAAACAAAAGGCAUCACUGCAUCCAGCCAUGCUCCAAAGGAACUGAACUGGAGUUAAAGAAAGAGUUCAUAUACAGGGGUUAGACAAUGAAAGUGAAACAGCUAUCAUGUUAGUGUGGGAGGUUUCAUGGUUAAACUGGACCAGC